This is a messenger RNA of Gossypium raimondii (Peruvian cotton), 1815 nucleotides long. RefSeq lists its product as uncharacterized. Gene Ontology annotation, biological process: endoplasmic reticulum tubular network organization. Gene Ontology annotation, cellular component: endoplasmic reticulum tubular network. The transcript is spliced from 6 exons. Lineage: Eukaryota; Viridiplantae; Streptophyta; Magnoliopsida; Malvales; Malvaceae. The coding region runs from base 333 to 1508 and encodes 391 amino acids. The record is from RefSeq and is a predicted model, not a curated record.
AAAAUUAUCUAGAAGAAAGAGAUUAGAGAAGAGUAAUAGUAAAAUAAAUAAAUGAAGAUGGUUGAUUACUUGGAGGAAGAGUUUAGGUAUCGUGAAUUUAAAAAGGAGACUCUGAAAUCCUCGUUUUUCUUUUUUCAACAAAAACCAUAAUUGUUUUGCUAUCAUCCAACACCGAUUAAAUUAGAAGAAGAAGAAGAAGAGGAAGAUCAGAUCUGCAACUUUGAUCUCAAUCAUAGAUUUUAUUGUAUCAUAUUUAUAUCUCAUUAAUAAUAAUAAGAAAACAAGGAGAGCAGAGCAGAGAACAGAAGAGACUUUCCAGUCAAUAGUGAGUCAUGGCGGAGGACAAAGGCAUUCCUGACGGUGAAACCAAAGAAUCCAGUCCCCCGCUGCCGGUGGUAAAGAAGAAAGGCAAGGGACUUCUCUCCCGCAUUUGGAAUGCAAUCUUUAGGAUUCACGGGGACGAUUUCGAGAAGAGGCUUGAACACAUUUCCAAGGAAGAGGCCGCUGUCCUCUCGAGAAUGAAAAGAAGAUCCCAGACCUGGAGGAGAAUGAUUCGGAAUCUCAUUGCCUUUUCUGUCAUUUUGGAGGUUGUUGCAGUUUCUUAUGCCAUCAUGACAACAAGAUCUGUGGACUUGAACUGGAAGAUGAGGGCAUUUCGAGUUUUGCCAAUGUUCCUUUUGCCUGCUUUUUCUUCUGUUGCUUAUUCUGCAUUUGUAAGCUUCACAAGGAUGUGUGAUCGCAGGGACCAGAAAACUCUAGAAAGACUUCGAGCUGAAAGGCAAGAAAAAAUUGAUGAACUUAAGGAGAAGACAAAUUAUUACACUACACAACAGCUUAUUCAGAGAUAUGAUCCUGAUCCAGCAGCAAAGGCUGCUGCUGCAACUGUCCUGGCAUCUAAGUUGGGAGCAGAUUCAGGUUUGAAAGUCUAUGUUGGAGAUGAUUCUGAGUAUAAUGUGCCAGGGGGGAAGAGCAAUGAUGUUGAGGUAGUGCCAUCAAGUGGAAUUCGGAAACGAAAGCAACUACACACUAGAUCCAGUAGUGCAGGAAGCACUCCAUUGCUUCAUUCUGAUGAAGAAAAACCUCAUUCUGCAGGGAUGGAGGGUCCUCGAGCUUCUGAGCAUGGUCAUCUGGUUGUAGUUGAUCAUCACUAUCCACAAGGACCAGCCUCACAUGAUGGGGGAUGGCUUGCUCGAAUUGCUGCCUUGCUUGUGGGUGAAGAUCCAACACAGUCUUAUGCUCUCAUAUGUGGCAACUGCCAUAUGCACAAUGGACUUGCCAGGAAGGAGGAUUUCCCAUACAUAACGUAUUACUGCCCACACUGCCAAGCCCUGAACAGGCCAAAACAAAUGGAAGAGCAUGUUUCUAAGUCAAGCUCCCCUAGCAUGAAGGCAGUGAAAUCAGAAGGAAGUGGUGAUGCCACUGGUGAUGUGAGUGAGAGCAGCAGCCCUAUGGCUGCCAGAGCUGCUGGUCAUGAGAUUAAGGAAGUAACUGAAAAAGUAGUUGGAUAAAAUGCAUAAUAUCAAGGAGAGUUUAUUGAGUGAGAUCAGAGAUGAUCUAUUUUGUGAAGUGCUGGUUCUGGUUGGCCUUGGAUCUCAUUUCAUCUGUGAGUAUAAGAUUAAAAUGGAUCUCUGUCUGUCUGGAUUUGCCAGUGGUGUUGGUUUGGUUGUGAUGUGUUGGGUUGGGCUGGGUUGUGUGACUAAAACAUUAUUGAGAUUAUAUCUUGUGGAGAAAUUAUGAUGAUACACAUAUUUAUAUGUACAUUUGUACCCUUUUUUUCCAUCAAGGAGAAAAUGCUAUCCUGUACCCAUUUUUCCA